This is a messenger RNA of Penicillium angulare, 408 nucleotides long. RefSeq lists its product as uncharacterized. The transcript is spliced from 2 exons. Lineage: Eukaryota; Fungi; Ascomycota; Eurotiomycetes; Eurotiales; Aspergillaceae. The record is from RefSeq and is a predicted model, not a curated record. Bases 1 to 408 code for a protein of 135 amino acids.
AUGUCUGUCCCAGUCGUCAUCGUUGGCCAGAACCCCAACCUCGCUACCCACGCCAUCAAGUACCUCGCUCCCGAGUACGAGGUCGUUGCCUUCGUCGAGAGCCCCGAGGAGGCCGCUUCUGCCAUCCCCGCCUUCCUGGCUGGCGCUCCCGCCCCUGUCUCCAGCCCUCUUGGCUCCCAGGACUUCAGCAAGGGUAUCAAGGCCGUCAUUGUCGGCGGAACCUACGAUGAUGCCAAGUUCCAGGCUGCCAAGGCCGCUGUCCCUCAGUCCUCUGUCCCUUGGUUGCAGUACGAUGCUUCCAAGCCUGAGCCUACCCACGACGCCGCUGGCGGUGCCGAGCUGAUUGCUCGUAUCAAGGCUGCCUUGGCUGGUGUGGACUUCGACUCUGACUCUGUCACCCUGUACUAG